UUCUCAAACAUUAAUUAAUGUUUUGUUUUGAUAUAGCUUAGAAUUUUCCAAAAUUCUCAAUAAAAAUGGGAGAUAAAAAAGAAAUGUGCAGAUUAUGCCGUAAAUACGAUGCAAAUACUCUCUCCUUGCUGAAUGAAAAAGGAAAUAAUGGCAUAAAACUCUGUGAAAUGGUCAAAACAACUUGUGGCAUUCAGAUUUCUCCAAGGGAUGGUCUUCCAACCUCUGCGUGUCGCAUUUGUGUCUGGAGCCUCAAUUCGUCCUUCAGCUUUGUUUCUCAAUGCAAACGAUCUGAAAAUUGGUUCCGUAGCUCCUAUUCCGUAACCACUGGAAAAGCCAGGGAAGGGAAUAAUUUUUCAGGAGAAAUUAGGAAGGAUGUGAAGAGAGAAACGCAAACUCCACAGAGAGAUACUAGAGUAAACUAUUUGUUUAUCAAGAAGGUAGACGUCAAGAAAGUAGAACCCAAGAAAAAAGAAUCCCAGAUAAAAGAGGAAAAACCCUCUUCCCCUUGUGAAAAACCCGAGGAAGAACCUGUAGCUGAAACGGUAACACUCGUUGAAGAUGAAGACGAUAGAAAGGAGGAAAACAGAGAUGAUGAUGAUACUGACAAUGGGAUUAAUGAUGAUGGUGGUCAUAAAAGCGACUCUUCAUGGAAGUUUAGUGAUGAUGAAGGAGACAAAGAUUCAGAUUAUUCCCCUGCACCACCACCUGCACAAAAAGUUAAAGACAAAGGGAGUGAAGUUAAGAAGAAAGUUGUGCCCCAGGAAUUUGUCUGUGACACCUGUGGAGGAAAAUUCACAGAUAAAUUCUAUUUAACACAUCACAUUCACAAGGAAGUAAUAGAUGGAAAGACAAAAAUUGCCUACAAAUGCCCAUCCUGUCAAAGGAUUUAUUUAAGUAAGGAAAACUUUAAAGCCCACGUCAAUGCCCACGAAGGAAUAUACACCAAUAUUUGUGAAUUGUGCGGAAAGUCAUUUCUUUCGAAUGGCAGUCUCAAGGCUCACCUGAAGAUACAUAGAGGGGAGCUGCCCUUUGAAUGUGAAAUUUGUCACAAAAAAUUCAGGAGAAUGAUCAACGUGCAGCUGCAUCAAACCGUGCAUACGAGAGAAAGAAAAUACACCUGCGAUAUUUGUGGGAAACUCUUUGCGGGCAAAUCAGGCCUGAGAGCUCAUCUACUCAUUCAUGCUGGCGAUAAGAGAUACGAAUGCAGUGUGUGCAAUAAGAGAUUUACAGGGAGGCGAGAUAUGUUGGAUCAUGAGCGUACGCACACUGGGGAGAGACCCUUCAAGUGCCACUACUGCGACAGAUCAUUCUCCCAGCGGAACUGCCUGAGGGGACACAUGAAAACUCAUUCAGAGUGCAUAACUUAUGAUUGUGAAAUUUGCAGAAGAAAAUACCUGAAAUUAGUCUCGUUGAAGGCACACAUGGAGACUCAUAUGAAGAGUAAAGAUAGGAGAAAUUUGAAUAAAAUGCAAAAUAAAAGAGAAAUUUGUAGAUUGUGUCGAAAAUCUGAUGAUAAUACAGUUUCUCUGCUAGAUGGAAGAGGAAGUUCUGGAAUCUCAUAUAAGGAAAUGCUCAAAACAACCUGCCAAAUUGAGAUAUCACGCAAUGAUGAUUUUCCUAAGUCAGUGUGCCCACUGUGCAUCUGGAAUCUCAAUAUAUCCUUCAAUUUCCAAUUACUCUGCAAAAACUCCGAGAAAUGGUUUCAAAAAACUUGGGGUCCUGGAAGUUCUAACGUAGGGACCAUAAAACCGGUAAAACUCUCAGUAAAACCCAUUCGGAAUCUUCCAAGGAAAUCUGAAAGCAUCCAAAUAAAGAAUGAAAUCUCAUCAGAUACAGAGGAGAAUGUGGAGCCGUUCAACGAGCCAGACGAAGAACCUGAACCAGAACAAAAUCAUCCUGAAAAGGAAGAAGUUGAUUUUUGGGCAAAUGAUGCCGAUGAUGAUGAUAAAUACUCCCUUUCAUCCUUUGAUUCCUUUGACUGGAAUUAUGAAGCUAUAAUGCGAAAGCGACAAACAAUGGCUAGAAACGCAGAAGAAGACAAGAAAAAAUCUUCAAUGCAGGAAGAUGAUAAAAAAUCAGACAACGGAGAAGAAUCAAAUUCAGAAGAAAACAACAAAAAUUCAUCAACGAAGAAAAAAACAAAAAGGGAAGAAGGAUUAUUUUUGGAAAUGUGUGAAUUUUGCGGAAGAAAAUUCAUGUGGAAAGGUGAUCUAUCAACUCAUAUAGCACGUACUCACACGAAACCACCGGGAUCAGUAACAUUUGAGUGUGAAAUGUGCGGGAAGAAGUAUAGAAGCAAACUAACUCUCACGGCUCAUCUGCGGAAGCACAUUGGCAAAAGGGAUCAUAUUUGUGAAGUUUGCGGAAAGGACUUUGUCUCUGCUGGCAAUUUGUCGCAUCACAAAAAGAUCCACACGGGUGAGAAACCUUUCCAGUGCAACGUCUGUCAGCGUUCAUUCAACAGAGCAAGUAACCUGAAGCUUCACAUGCGGAGUCACACAGGGGAGCAGCCCUUUCAGUGUGAAUUCUGCAGCAAACCUUUCUCAUGGAAGAACAAUCUACUCAUCCAUCGGCGAAGUCAUUUGAACGAUCGGAGGUUCCAGUGUGACGUUUGCGACAGGAAGUUCCUCGAGAAGGCUGCUCUGAAUGAUCACAAGCGCAUCCACACGGGUGAGAGACCAUUCCAGUGCACCUUCUGCGACAGGACGUUCUCUCAGCGAAACGCCCUCAGGGGGCACAUGAAAACUCAUUCAGAAUGUCGCGUAUUUGAGUGUCAUCUUUGCAAGAGGAAGUACCUCAAAGAGAUCUCUCUGGAGCUGCAUUUGAGGACUCACGAUAGUGGCGACAUAAUUCAGAGGAUUCAAAAGACAAAAGACAAAAUUACAGAUCUGGAUAAAUCGAAAGAAAUGCUUAGUUCACUCAAAUAGAAACGAAUUAAAAUUGCAGUAAAUAAUUAAAAAUUUUAUUCCCAAAAAA
This is a messenger RNA of Lutzomyia longipalpis, 2976 nucleotides long. Its product is annotated as zinc finger protein 271-like. Gene Ontology annotation, biological process: regulation of transcription by RNA polymerase II. The transcript is spliced from 6 exons. NCBI's taxonomy places the organism in Eukaryota, Metazoa, Arthropoda, Insecta, Diptera, Psychodidae. Gene Ontology annotation, cellular component: nucleus. Gene Ontology annotation, molecular function: DNA-binding transcription factor activity; zinc ion binding; RNA polymerase II cis-regulatory region sequence-specific DNA binding. The record is from RefSeq and is a predicted model, not a curated record. Bases 66 to 2927 code for a protein of 953 amino acids.